Purpureocillium takamizusanense is the source of this 4569-nucleotide messenger RNA. Its product is annotated as plasma membrane calcium. Bases 585 to 4349 code for a protein of 1254 amino acids. Lineage: Eukaryota; Fungi; Ascomycota; Sordariomycetes; Hypocreales; Ophiocordycipitaceae. Gene Ontology annotation, biological process: calcium ion transmembrane transport; intracellular calcium ion homeostasis. Gene Ontology annotation, cellular component: intracellular membrane-bounded organelle; membrane. The record is from RefSeq and is a predicted model, not a curated record. The transcript is spliced from 6 exons. Gene Ontology annotation, molecular function: P-type calcium transporter activity; ATP binding; ATP hydrolysis activity.
GAGGACCUUAUCGCAAGGGCGCGCUGAAGGACCAUGAUGGCCGCCGUGCGGCAACGCAUGACCCCCUAUCGCGCGAGUCGGCCUGAAAUCAACGCGUUCAGACACAUCGUCUCCAUCUAACUUGCGGCAUCACAGCCUGUCUCCUGCUUCAUCACGAGCGGCCAGCUGGAUCCAAAAUCAAACGACGACCCUUUGGGACUCGGCGGCCCAGAGAAUCAAAUUGCAAUCACUUUGAUGCCGCCUGCUCAUGUACGUACAAGCCUGCCCCACGCUCAAUCAACCCAACGCCGCGCGAACACGGGAAGCGGCACGGGCAGCUUUUAGAGCAACACUGCCACCGCCCGUUGCGCCACGGGCUGAUGACAUGGCCAAUCACAUAAACUCAGAGCUUCAGCAAGGUUAACAACGUUGCACCUCGAGCUUCCCGUCUCAAAACAACACCUUCAGACCCUCCUGCUUGGUUAGACCCUCCUGCUUGGUUAACCAACCUUAUUACAAGCGCAUUUAGUAAGCGUCUCUGUGCAUGCCUCGAUAACACUCGACUCGUCUUCCGCGGUCGCAUCGUUCCGCCUGUCAGCAUCCUCAUGUUCUCGCCUCAGAUACCUCCCACUAUAACCGUUGAUCCCACCGACAGCUCUCAGGGUCUUGAUGCCGAGCACAAUGUCGCUCAUUCUCUGACGCGAGGCCUUGGCCACUCUCGCCAGGUCUUUCCGAUUGAUCCCGCGCCGUCAGAUUUCGCCUGGCUCGACGUGUCUUCGGCAGGUGUCGUCAACGAUGUCACCGGUGGCUUCAUGUUCCUGCCGUCCUCUUUCGGCGGCUCGUCCAUCACCGGCAUGGCACCAGGUGCCUCCACCGUCACGAGGUCCCGCGGGGCAUCUUUCGACACGACGCUGUCAAGCAUUCAGAGCCAUGACGACAUAGCCGGCAUCCGGCAGGAUGGAGUCCCCGGCCACUCUUCGUUUAAGCCCGAGUCCCUCGCAGACAUGGUAAGCUCCAAGAGCAUGGCUGAGCUGGAAGCUGUUGGAGGACUUGGCGGCCUGGCUUGCGGUCUGUAUACGGACCUUACCGCUGGCCUAGGCUUAUGCGAGCCAGGGUCCGACAGUUCCGCCGCCGGCUCUUCGCACUCUAGCGACUCUCUCAGCACGCUCGAGGCCAGAAGGGCGGCGUUUGGGUCAAAUCAGAUCCCCGACAAGAAGAUCAGAAGCAUAUUCGACCUCAUGUUGUUCGCGCUGAGCGACAGGGUGUUGAUCCUGCUUUCCGUCGUUGCCGCCAUCUCGCUGUCGGUUGGCUUAUACCAGUCAUUUGGCCAACCACAUGCGCCAGGGCAGCCGCGAGUCGAGUGGGUCGAUGGAUUCACCAUCAUGGCGGCCGUCAUGAUUGUCGUCGUCACUGGGGCGGCGAACGACUACCAAAAAGAGCGGCAGUUUGCCCGGCUGACCAAGAAGAAGGCUCUCCGCGCGGUAGUGGCGAUUCGCUCCGGCAAGCCCAUCGAGGUCUCAGUAUUCGAUGUCCUCGCAGGGGAUGUUCUCCAGCUGAACCCUGGCGACCUCGUUCCGGUAGACGGAAUCUUGAUCUCUGGACACGCCAUUUACUGUGACGAAUCCUCCAUCAGCGGUGAAUCUGAUCAAGUAAAGAAGACGCCAGCAGCAAAGGCCCUUGCAGAUCUGAGGAAAGGCAGGAAUGCAAACGGCCUCGACCCUUUUAUCAUCUCAGGGAGCAAGAUCGUGGAAGGGACUGGUAUUUACUUGGUAACUGCUGUCGGCGUCAAUAGCACUCAUGGCAGGCUGCAAAUGAGCCUAUCGGAGCGGCCUGAGGCCACACCUCUGCAAGAGAAAUUGAGCGGCGUGGCCGACAAGAUUGCCAUAAGCGGUGUGGCCGUGGCUACAGUCAUGUUUCUCGUUCUCAUUAUUAAGCUUGCUGUCAACAUUCCGGGGACGGAUCAAACACCUGUCGAACUCUUGCAGACAUUUCUUCGCAUUUUCAGCGUCUCAAUCACCAUUGUCGUCCUCGCGGUCCCUGAAGGGUUGCCGCUUGCUGUCACGUUGGCACUCUCCAUUGCGGUCACACGAAUGCUCAAGGACAACAAUCUCGUGAGGAUUCUCGCUGCUUGUGAGACUAUGGGCAACGCAACAACGGUAUGCUGCGACAAGACCGGAACGCUUACGAUGAACAAGAUGAGGGUCACCAGGGGUAUUCUGGGCAUAAGCGGCCACUUUUCUGACGCCGAGAAUCGAAGACUGAGCAGUUCAUCACCACAAGCUGCGUGCAAUUCCGACGACGAAUCUCUUCUAGAUGGACUGUCAACAUUACCCGUGGAUGACCAAGCCAUGUCGCUCGCGAACCUAUGCUCGAUACUUUCGCCAGACUUGCGCGACAUCAUGGUGAAAUCCAUUGCCGUGAACUCCACCUCAUUUGAACAGGACGAAGAUGGCAGUCUCGUAUUCAUCGGCUCCAAGACGGAAGCAAGCUUGCUUGCGUUUGCUAGAGAAUGGCUGGGCAUGGGUCCCCUUCAGGAGGAACGUGCGAAUGCACAGGCAGUGGAAGUAUAUCCGUUCGACUCGACCAGGAAAUUCAUGGCCACCGUGACGCGGCUGCCAGAUCAGAAGUACCGCAUUUACGUCAAGGGGGCGCCGGAAGUGCUCCUGAAGUAUUGCACCAACGUCAUGUCAGACGCCGCAUCGUCACUGGAUCAAGACGUUCCCGUAACCGAGGAGCGGCGUGACUUAUUGCUAAACACCAUUCAAGAAUACGCCUCCCAAUCGAUGCGGGUCCUCGGAGUUGCGUAUAAGGACACGCCACAUUGGCCACCCCUUGGGUAUGCCCCAGACGGGGUUCCGACUGAGCAGAUUCUUGCCGACACGACGUUGCUGGCGGUGUUGGGCAUCGAGGAUCCACUCAGACCGUGUGUCGCCGACGCCGUUGCAAAAUGCCAGGGUGCCGGCGUUGUCGUGAGGAUGGUUACGGGCGACAAUGUUCAGACGGCCCGUGCAGUUGCGACACAAUGCGGUAUCCUGGCCGACGACGGGCUAGUUAUCGAAGGCCCAGCGUUCAGACAGCUAUCGGACACGGAGAUGGAUCAAAUUCUGCCGCGUCUGCAAGUGCUAGCCAGGUCAAGCCCCGAUGAUAAGAAUCUACUGGUGAGGCGUCUGAAGGAGCUUGGCGAAACCGUGGCCGUGACGGGCGACGGCACCAACGACGGGCCGGCGCUGAGGGCUGCCGACGUGGGGUUUUCGAUGGGCAUCUCCGGGACGGAGAUUGCCAAGGAAGCCUCCUCGAUAGUCCUCAUGGAUGACGACUUCUCUUCAAUUGUGAAAGCGAUACAGUGGGGCCGCACCGUCAAUGAUGCGGUGAGAAAGUUUUUAAACUUCCAACUCACCGUAAAUAUCACAGCAGUCGCUGUCACCUUUGUCUCCGCGGUCAUUAGCGACAAGGAGGAGUCCAUCUUGACACCUGUUCAGCUACUAUGGGUGAAUCUCAUUAUGGAUACAUUCGCCGCGCUGGCCCUAGCAACGGAUUCGCCAAGCCCAACAGUCCUCGAGAGGCCACCGCACCGGAAAUCCACACCGCUCAUAUCGACAACCGGAUGGAAGUUGAUCAUCGGACAGGCGGUAUACCAGCUUGUCGUUAUUUUGAUUUUGAAUCUCAGAGGUGCUCAGGUUCUUGGAUUGCAACCAGAAGAGAUGGUGACGCUUGAAACGCUCGUAUUUAACGUCCUUGUGUGGAUGCAAUUGUUCAAUCUCUACAACAAUCGCCGCCUCGACAAUGGACUCAACGUCUUCGAAGGCAUCAUGGACAACUAUUACUUCAUCGCCAUCAACAUAGCAAUUGCUGUAGGCCAGUUUCUCAUAGUACACUUUGGCGGAAGCGCGUUGUCAGCUACGCAGCUCUCCGCCAAAGAGUGGGCGAUAUCGCUUGUCCUGGGCUUCCUCUGCAUACCAUUGGGUGUCUUGCUCCGGCUAAUUCCAGAUGAGGCAAUUAAACAUCUCUUCGACUUCAGGCGAUAUACCAUGUGGGGCACCCGACCAAGAGAGCGAGUAAACGCACAUACGGACGGGACAGCAUGGUCGACGGCUCUCCGUCGCGUUCGCUGUGAGCUUCGCACGAUUCGGCAACCCCGGAGCUCCCGGCUGCAGCGCCUACGAUCCGAGAUUAGCGACUUGGCUAUCUUGGGCAUGCGUGGAGGGUGGGCUCGCCACAGUGCAGAGGUAGACGAGACAUCUCCACUUUUGCAACCACAGGCGAGUGACCGAGUUCUAUCUCGGCAGAGCUCUGUAUGUCGGCCGUCUGUCAUCAUGGCGGGAUUGGUAGCUGGUGGCGUGGCUGGGUGGCCAGACAACAAUGCUCGAUAACGUUUCCUAGAGUCGGUCUUCGAUGUUGAACUAAAAAAUCAUGAGCAUUGCGGCCAUAUGUCGGCGAGAUUCGCGAAAUGUCUCGCCCUCCAUAUGGUUGGGAACAAGUAAGUGCACCACAGGUUUCGCAGUGGGCUUGGAGCGUGAUACCAUUUCUGCAGAUGCAUCCAGGGCUGGCAAUGUAAAGUACCCAACUUAGAUCUCAAAUCAUCCACUUCCU